Messenger RNA from Epinephelus fuscoguttatus (brown-marbled grouper), 736 nucleotides. RefSeq names its product galactose-specific lectin nattectin-like. The record is from RefSeq and is a predicted model, not a curated record. The transcript is spliced from 6 exons. The coding region runs from base 73 to 585 and encodes 170 amino acids. NCBI's taxonomy places the organism in Eukaryota, Metazoa, Chordata, Actinopteri, Perciformes, Serranidae.
GCUGUCCCUCUCAAAGACACCCUGCUACCUGCUACUGCUGCAAGUGCAACCUCACCUGAUCAUCACAACAAGAUGGCAUCAAGUCUUCUUCUCAUUGUGGUCCUCUGUUUGACCAGUGGGCUGUGGAUUGGAGCAAAUGUAAGUAAUAUGUAUAUUUGGUUUAAAAAGACCUCUGAUGAGUGCAGCAGAACCUGCCCAGAUGGUUGGACUCUGUUUGACUUCAGGUGUUACCAGUUCCAUGGAACUCCAAAGACCUGGGCUGAUGCAGAGCGUUUCUGCACCACUCUCGGUGGAAAUCUGGCUUCCCUCCACACCCGACGCGGAUAUAAGGUACUCAGAAAAUGGAUCCUGAGAGCGACUGGCUCACAUACAAACGCUUGGGUCGGAGGCUACGAUUCAUCAGGCGAGCGUGUGUGGCUCAACAGUGACGGUUCACUGUUUGACUUCAAAGGCUGGGCCAGUGGGGAGCCCAACAACGUUGGCGGAAAUGAAAACUGCAUGGAGAUCAACUUUCAAGGAAGGGAUUUCGUCAAUGACAUACCCUGCGAUCAGAAGAAGGCUUUUGUUUGUGCCAGAGACCUGUAAUCACUCCCCUCCAUGACACAUCAGCUGUGGUGAUAUUGUCACUUCUAACAGGGAGUCGAGCCUCGACGACAUCGCUGCUGGAAGAUCUCUUCUCCCUCUCUUCUGAAUUGAUUUCAGCUUCAUCAAUAAACACAUAUAUCCUGUUCAGCAA